Molecule: messenger RNA, 1210 nt
Organism: Corylus avellana
Lineage: Eukaryota; Viridiplantae; Streptophyta; Magnoliopsida; Fagales; Betulaceae
Product: TLC domain-containing protein At5g14285
Cellular component (GO): membrane
Source: RefSeq, a predicted model, not a curated record
AAGUCCACUUCACACGUACUACGGUCGCGAGAGAUUUUACUUUAUACAGGUUUCUCAUCCGCUUUCCUUUCUUUUUUUCUCUUCUUCAAAUUGAAGCUUUCAUAGCUUUAAGAAAAAGUGGUGGGCAUUCCUUCUAAGUUGUAUCUUUCACAAUCUCUCUCUCUCUCUUUCUUGGGGUUGUUUAAGGCUAUCUGGGCUCCCCCCAUAUUGUUUUGUUGAAGCUUUUGAUUAUCUUGGUGUUUCUCUGCAUCUGGGGUUUCAUGGAGGCCCUCCUUCUUUUGCUCACCCCAACCGUCCCUACAUUCUUCCUGAUGUUUCUGUUGGUUUAUCUCUUUGCUUUCUUUCUGGUUUUUCGCAACUGGGAUCCAAAGCAUCGACGAGAAGCUUCGAGCUGCUUCCUUUCUUUAAGUCACGGCACUCCUGCCGUUAUCAUGGCCGUCCAUGCACUAACACGCGCCCCAACCCCACGUAGUUUUGCUUCUCCAAACGCCGCCUUCCAAAACGUUGUACUGGAAUUCAGUACCGCUUACUUCUUAAUGGACCUCCUCCACUACAUGGUCUUCUUCCCCAACGACAUCCUCUUCAUCAGUCACCAUUUAGCCACGCUAUAUGUGUUUGCGACCUGUCGCUUUGUGGUUCACCACGGCGCGUUCGCGAUUCUUGUGCUUCUUGUUCUCGCCGAGGUUACCAGUUCUUGCCAGAACGUUCGCAGUAUUGCUAGUUUGCGGAGAGCUGAUGCACCUGCAGCUGCGAAAUUGUAUGAAUUUUUGUCCCUUCCUUUUUAUGCCUUUUAUUCUGUUGUUAGAGGGAUUUUGGGGACGCUCGUCGUUUAUAAGAUGGGGGUGUUUUAUGCAAGUGGGGCUGCUGCAGGGAAUAUGAUUCCCAAAUGGGCAUGGGUUUCUUGGAUGGUUGUGAUUGUUGCUGCAAUCUUGGUUAGCAUACUGUGGGUUUUGAAUCUAUGGAUGGAUUGGUUCAGAGAGAGAAGUCGCAGGGGGCAGAAGAAAGUCAAGUAAGAUCUUUGGGAAUCGAGAUUAUGGGUUUCAUCAAUUAUCCCAGAUGUACGUAGUUCGGUGGCUUGUAGUCAAACAAUUGGGUGAUUUAGUGAUGGGAUGUUACCCCAUUUACCUGUAUAUAAUCAUGUGAUCUGCAUUUUUUAUUUGUUGCAAUGAAGAUAUGUGCUUUCAGGAAGCAGGGUACUAGUAAUUCUUUU